This is a messenger RNA of Andrographis paniculata, 942 nucleotides long. Its product is annotated as ADP-ribosylation factor-like. NCBI's taxonomy places the organism in Eukaryota, Viridiplantae, Streptophyta, Magnoliopsida, Lamiales, Acanthaceae. The transcript has 7 exons. The coding region runs from base 141 to 686 and encodes 181 amino acids. Gene Ontology annotation, molecular function: GTP binding; GTPase activity. Gene Ontology annotation, biological process: intracellular protein transport; vesicle-mediated transport. Gene Ontology annotation, cellular component: cytoplasm. The record is from RefSeq and is a predicted model, not a curated record.
UACCGCUUGAGAAUUGGGUUCGCUACCUUCAUCCAUUUCUUGUCUCACCGAGGGCAGGGCAGCACAUCCGACUCACUGAGAUCUGCCCAAUUUUCUUCAGAUCAUCAUCGUUUUUGUUCGAAUUCCGUCCCAUAUAGAAAAUGGGGUUGUCCUUCACCAAGCUUUUUAGCAGAUUGUUUGCCAAGAAGGAGAUGCGAAUUCUUAUGGUAGGUCUUGAUGCUGCCGGUAAGACCACCAUAUUAUACAAACUCAAGCUGGGGGAAAUAGUGACAACCAUUCCUACCAUUGGGUUCAAUGUGGAGACAGUUGAAUACAAAAAUAUUAGCUUCACCGUUUGGGAUGUUGGUGGUCAAGAUAAGAUCCGUCCAUUGUGGAGGCACUACUUCCAGAACACUCAAGGGCUGAUUUUUGUGGUUGAUAGUAAUGAUCGAGAUCGUGUUGUGGAGGCUAGGGAUGAACUUCAUCGGAUGUUAAAUGAGGAUGAACUGAGAGAUGCUGUGCUUCUAGUUUUCGCAAAUAAACAAGAUCUUCCAAAUGCUAUGAAUGCUGCCGAGAUUACUGACAAGCUUGGACUUCACUCUCUUCGUCAACGCCACUGGUAUAUCCAGAGCACUUGUGCCACCACUGGUGAGGGCCUGUACGAGGGCCUCGACUGGCUCUCCAACAAUAUUGCUAACAAGGCUUAAGAAGAGAAACCAGUAUAACUUUGGUAUCUCGGUCCUUGAAUUGAAGAUCUACAUUUCAGUUUGGGACAUUAGUUGAGAGACACCCUUCCUCUUACUCUCUGAUUACUUGUUUGUGUCAUAAAUAAUUACCUCUGGUUGUUAGGCGCAUUGAGGAUUUGGUCAGUUUGUUAUGAUGGAUGUUAUUAAUUCACUCCUCCUCCAGGGCAACAAAACAAUUGACACAAUUUACAAAAUAAUUACAUCUGUUUAUUUGUUA